Molecule: messenger RNA, 3141 nt
Organism: Equus quagga
Lineage: Eukaryota; Metazoa; Chordata; Mammalia; Perissodactyla; Equidae
Gene: TEPSIN
Product: TEPSIN adaptor related protein complex 4 accessory protein
Exons: 13
Coding region: 29-1822 (597 amino acids)
Cellular component (GO): trans-Golgi network membrane
Source: RefSeq, a predicted model, not a curated record
GGGGCGGGGCCGGGAGGUGACCGGCAUCAUGGCGGGCACGCCGCCGCUGCGCGACCGCCUGAGUUUCCUGCACCGGCUCCCGAUUCUCCUGAAGGGAACAUCAGAUGAUGACGUCCCAUGCCCCGGCUACCUGUUUGAGGAGAUUGCCAAAAUCUCCCACGAGUCCCUGGGCAGCAGCCAGUGCCUCCUGGAGUACCUUCUGAACCGUCUGCACAGUGGCUCCGGCCGUGUGAAGCUCAAGGUGCUGAAGAUCAUGCUCCACCUGUGCAGUCACGGCUCCCCGUCCUUCCUGCUCAUCCUCAAGCGGAACUCCACCUUCAUCCAGGAAGCCGCAGUUUUCGCGGGGCCCCCAGAUCCUCUCCAUGGGAACAGCUUGUCCCGGAAGGUGCGGGCGGCCGCCCAGGACUUGGGGACGGCCUUGUUCUCUGACACCUCGUCCCCUCCACCUCCCUCCCAGCCUCCCAGGGCCUUGCCUCCAGCAGGCAUGGGCUCCCAGUCCAGGCCCCAGGGCACCCUCCAGGGCUUCGGCUACAGCCAGGAACCGGGCCAUACAGGCUCUGCGGGGGAGGCCUUCCUCUCCACCAUCCAGAAGGCAGCAGAGGUGGUAGCCAAUGCUGUGCGCCCUGGGUCUGAGAGCCCCAGUACCAGGAGGCCCCCGCCUCGGGGUGAUGCCUACCAGCCUGCCAUGGCGCCUUCAGCCAGCCAUGCCCACCCAAGUCCCGGGAAUCUGCUCCCCGGAGCCGUCCCGGGUGCCCGAGCCCUGAGACACCAGCCCGGGCAGGCCGGCGGGGGCUGGGACGAGCCAGACAGCAGCCCCAGCUCUCAGAAUUCAUCCCAGGAGAACGGCAACCUGGGCAAGACCUCAGACUCGGGUAGUCGGUCAGGCAGCGACAGCCCCUCCGGGGCCAGCUGGGCCCCCAGCGACCUGGCGGAAAGGGCCGAGGCCAUGACUCUGAGUGACUGCCAGCAGGAGCUGAGCCUGGUCCAGACCGUGACAUGGGGGUCGCGUGCCUUCCUGAGCAGAGAGGAGACCCAGCACUUCGUCAAAGAGUGUGGACUGCUCAACUGCGAGGCGGUGCUGGAGCUGCUGAUCUGCCACCUGGGUGGGACCAGCGAGUGUGUGCAGAUGAGAGCCCUGGGUGCCAUCGCCUCUCUCGGGUGCACUGACCUGCUCCCCCAGGAGCACAUCCUGCUCCUCACCCGGCCACGGCUGCAGGAGCUCAGCGCGGGCAGCCCCGGACCUGUAACCAACAAGGCCACCAAGAUCCUGAGGCACUUUGAAGCUUCCUGCCGACAGCGGCCCCCUGCCCAGAGGCCCCCGGCCGAGCCAGGCACUGCAACUACCCACGCGGGCCCCUCCGACCUGCUGACCGACACUGUGCCUUUCGCCGGGGGCCAGGCAUUCCUGCAGCCUCUGAAUUCAGCCCUGUUCUCACCCAAGGGCCCUGCACAGCCCCCUCCCCUGCAGGGUUCCCCACUUGCUGGGCCCGGGGACACCAGGGAGGCUGAGACCGGACUGGCAGGUUCCAGGGAGCAGGGGCCUGCAUCUGAGCCGGGCCCUUCAGGCACGGAUACCACAGAGGGAGUGCCAGAGCUCGGGCCAGGCCCCAGCGGCUGCCCGUGGAGCCCAGUGGCCAGUGGUGGCUGCAGCUCCUUGUUUGCCGGCAUGGAGCUGGUAGCCUGUCCCCGCCUGCUGGGGGCUGGGACUGCUGCAGGGGAGCCUCCCUCGGCCCCCCAGGCCCCUUGGACGUUGUCACAGAGUGCGGCAGCAAGAGAGCCUCCUGGCUCAGAGCCAUCAGCUUUUGCAUUCUUAAACUCGUGACCGUGUCAGGUGGGCCUCGUGUGGAGUCUCCACAUCCCUGGCCCACGAUUCCCAGAACCCCCUGACUUCGUGCUGUCCCCUCAGCCCACAGCCCCUCAUGUCCCACCAAAGAGUGGUUCCCCUCGGGUGUCUGUGGUUGGCCUCAAUCUCUCUCUGGCCUCUUCCACUCACCCACUGAGGCCUUGGUGCAGGCAGCUGCCUCGCUGGGCAAGCUCAGAGUGGAUGACGACCCAUCCAGUGAAGAGAACAGCCAGCAAUAAACUCUGGGUGAUGCUUCAGGAGUCCAGGAGCCAGCCAGAACCAGCACGGCACUGCAGAAAGGAGUGGUCUUUGCCCACAGGGCUCAGCUCCCCAGCAAGGCAGGUUCCCUGUUUUCCUGCUGGAGGAGGCAGGACCCCCCCCUCCCCCCCCCAACACAGGCUCUUUUUGUGGGUGUGGUGGCUGUGGGAGCAGCUCAUCUGAGCAGCCCACAGGACUUGCAGGGGCCCCAGGAUGGGGCAGAGCUGUGCCGGUUUCUAGGCAGAAUUAGGAACUGAGCUGCUUGGUAAGACUGACGGCUGCUGGGCCUGGCUGCCGGGUCUCCUGCCUCACAGCCAUCUGGUCAGAUGGGCUGACACACGCACAUUGGGUCCUGUCUGCAAAGACUGUCAGGCCCCUCUCCCCAUGGCCAAAGGCAUGGGAGGGGAAGCAGUGGCGGGGGGGUGUUACACGGCCUCUCUGGAGGGGAUGAGAGAGGAGGCAUGGCGACCUCUGGAGCUGUCCAGAGUCCCCGGGCUCCUCAGGCACAGCAGAGCAGGGCGCCCUCCUCUGAGGGGCCAGUCAGGAGGAGACAGGUCACACCCAUGCCUCUCGGCUGAGCUGCCACAGUUGCCAAGUGACGACCUGAGAGGAGGGCUCCAGGCCACCUCGGCCCCCUGUCUCCUUUGCCAGAGGCUGGCCAGGUGGACUGGAAUGCUUACAGCAGCGGGCAGGCAUGCAGCAGGGCCUCAGAGAUGCUGACCCUGGGGUCCUCUGGGGAAACGCUGCCUGCCUUGCCCUCAGAAACAAGGUUUUUUGUGUGGAUUUGGAACCAGUGCUUGGGGCUUACUUUGUUUUUGAGCUCAAAUUCCUCCCUCAGUGUGGGGUUGGAAGCAGCCAUGCGUCUCCUCAUCCAUCAGAGUGGGCCUGUGCUGUCCGGCCUGGAGCUGUUUCCAGUGUCGGAUCCCUGUGUGACAGUUCUGUGCCCUCGACGCUGGCCUCCCAGCGAAGCCUCUGGGCCUGCAGAACCGCAGAAGGUGCAAGGGUCAGCUUCCCAAAUAAACACCUUUUGCACAAAGCUG